Messenger RNA from Sitophilus oryzae (rice weevil), 2653 nucleotides. RefSeq lists its product as uncharacterized. NCBI's taxonomy places the organism in Eukaryota, Metazoa, Arthropoda, Insecta, Coleoptera, Curculionidae. The record is from RefSeq and is a predicted model, not a curated record. The transcript has 3 exons. The coding region runs from base 508 to 2586 and encodes 692 amino acids.
GGAAGAAAUAAAAGAGGUUAAGGGAUUACUUAAACAAACAAGGAACAUAACUACUGUUUCUUGUUUACCUGAUAUUCCAGUGGAAUUUCCUCUGGAAAGUAUUGCUAAUUUGCAAACCUUGGAGGAGUAUCUAAAUUCACAGGAGGACAGUUCCAAUGAUUUGGCUUCAUAUUUUUCAACGCUAGGGGGUAAUGGAAUCCCUGCUCAGGUCAAUAGAAUUUUGAGAAUGGUCAUGUCAGAUUUUUUAGCUACACAUUAUAAUUUUGCCGGGCAACGAAAUAAACAAGCUUUCGGAAACACAAAAUUAGUGAAUGUCAUCAUACGCGCCAUACAGAUUAAAUCUCCAUCUACAACUACAGUGGUUAUUGAGAAUGCAGUAAAAACUUGGUUGAAGCAUGCUAAGCAGAGAAUGGAAAAGAAGCAUAAGCAAGGACAAAAGUUUACUCCUUAAUUUAUUUUAUUAUUACCUAAUGUAAGUGCAAGUAACAUUUACUAUUAUUUUUUUAAAUGUCAAAACGAAAACCGAAAGAAUUUGUUGGUGCAAGGCAAAAAUCUAGGAGGGCUUUAAUAGCUUCACAACAAUUUGCACAAAAUAUUUUACAAGAUAAAGAUAGUUGUAAGGACACUGUUGCCAAUAAUCUUAGUGAAUAUGCUCAGGUAGAUAGUAAUACUUUUAACAUUAUACCAAACUGUGAUAAUAGUACUUCAAGUUUAGAAAUUGUUCAGUCACAAACUUUAAAUAAUACUGAUUGUAGUGACACUUCAUCUAUUUCAAAUUCUCCAUCAUCCUCAAUUUCUGACCAAGACGAUUCACAUCAAGAAAAUACAAAGCUUUGUCAGCAGUUAGUUGAAUGGGCAACUGUGAAACAUAAAAUAACACACUCUGCUUUAACUGACCUUCUCCACAUACUUUCGCCUUACCAUCCUGAACUACCUUUAGAUAGCCGAACCUUGCUAGCUACUCCUAAUUCAACUGACAUCGUUACUUUGGAAACUGGUCAAUUUUGUUAUUUUGGCCUAAAAAAUGUUAUAUCAAAAAUUGUGUCAAAUAGUUCAAUUAAUGGAGAAAUUCAGCUUUGUUUUAAUGUUGAUGGUAUUCCGUUAUUUAAAAGUUCAAAAUCACAACUUUGGCCGAUUUUAUGUUCAAUUAAAAAUAUUCCCUGUAGUAAUCCUUUUACAGUUGCAGUUUUUUGUGGUAAAAGUAAACCUAAACCUUUAAAUACAUUUUUAAAACCAUUUAUAGAAGAACUAAAUACCUUCCUUCAGAAUGGAUUUAUAAAUGGGUCAAAUGAAUAUGUUGAAAUCAAAGUGCAUAGCUUUAUUUGCGAUGCUCCUGCACGAGCUUACUUAAAGUGCACGAAAUCGCACACAGGAUAUUCCUCUUGCGAUAAAUGCACCGUCCGUGGAGAGUAUUAUAUGAACAAAGUUGUUCUUGACAGCUUAAUAUCUCAAAAGCGCACCGACGAAGCGUUUAGACAGCAACUUGACGAGGACCAUCAUAUUGCGCAAACUCCAUUAACUGAAUUACCGAUAGAUUUGAUUAAAUCUUUUCCAAUCGAUUACAUGCAUAAUAUUUGCUUAGGCAUUGUUAAAAAAUUAUUAAAUACUUGGAUUGGCGGCCCAUUAAAAGUCAGACUUCCAAGUCAAAAAGUAAAAAUUAUAUCUGAACGUCUACUUGAUUUAAAAACACAUAUACCGGUAGAAUUUAAUCGAAAGCCUCGCUCUCUCGAUGAGCUCCAAUACUGGAAAGCGACCGAGUUUAGAAUGUUUUUAAUUUACUUGGGUCCUUUGGUUUUAAAAGAUCUUGUAGAUAUUGCGAUUUACGAGAAUUUCCUUGCAUUUCAUUUUUCGAUCUCUAUAUUAUUGUCAAAAAAACAUAUUAAACAAUUUGGAGUUCUCUUCGUAAAAGAUAUUAUAAAUGUUUUUAUUCAACAUUUGAAAACAAUAUAUGGUAAAGAGUUUAUUAUUUAUAAUGUGCAUUUGUUAUCACACAUUUGUGAUGAUGUAGAAAUAUUUGGUGUGCUCGACAACUUUUCAGCCUUCCCUUUUGAGAACUAUUUAGGACAACUAAAAUCUUUAGUAAAAGCUCCUACAAAUCCUUUACAACAAAUUCAUCGUCGGCUAGUUGAAAGAGACCUAUUAAUUUCAAAAAUAAAUAUUGAAUUUAAUCAUCUUAAACUUCUUCUAGAACACUCGAGAGGGCCGUUACCUGUUUUAAAUAAACAAAUUAAAUACCAUAAACAGUUCGGUAAAAUUAUUUUUCAUGAAACAACUCUGUCAGUAAUAACUCAGGCAAAGGCAGACUGCUAUUGCUUGUGCCAAAACGAUAAAGGAAAUAAUAAAGUUAUUGAAAUUCAUAAUAUUAUAAAAGCAAGUGAUAAUGAGAUUUACCUUAUCGGUAAAGAAUUUCUUUAUUAUUCUGAUUUAUAUUCAUAUCCAUACCCCUCUAGUGAAUUGAGUAUAUAUGUUGUCAAUAAUUUAUCAGAUCUUAAGAUCUGGUCAAUCACCAGGAUUAUUGGCAAAUGUGUCGUUUUGCCAUUUAAGGAAAAAGGUUUUGUAGCAUUUCCAAUUAUACAUAGUAUAUAAUUUAUAAUAAUUGUAAAUAUUUGAUAUGUAUGUACGUUUUUUAAUAUAGGUAGCUAUAUUAGCAUUU